Alternaria burnsii is the source of this 2898-nucleotide messenger RNA. RefSeq lists its product as uncharacterized. Bases 1 to 2898 code for a protein of 965 amino acids. The transcript has a single exon. The record is from RefSeq and is a predicted model, not a curated record. Gene Ontology annotation, molecular function: protein binding. NCBI's taxonomy places the organism in Eukaryota, Fungi, Ascomycota, Dothideomycetes, Pleosporales, Pleosporaceae.
AUGGUGGGGAGGACUGCACACGACUACCACUCGGGACCGCAACUCUCUGCCACAACGCCGACGACAGACGGACGGGGGAAGGGCGUCGCCUUCGCUGGCGAUGAGGGCAGUGCCCAUACAAGACGGGCGGCCUAUGACGAGCGUGCGCGCACCACGUCGCUGAGUUCUGAGGACUCGGAGGGAUACGAGCACGUGAAUACGCUGCUCUCCGCGUCGUCGAUUGCGAACACGGAUGCCAUCUCUUCGUCAGGCUACUCGACGGCCAUGACAUCUGCUACCACCUAUGACGAGCGAUCGAAUGACAGCACGCCAAUCGCCGAACCGCCAUAUGCGCCUCCCAGCCUCACCCUCCUCGAACUCGUAUCCAAUACCGCGUCUUCAUCUGCACUUCCCGACAGUUUCGACGUCAACGUGUCGAGGAAAGGCGGCUAUGUGGCGGUAUACUCGGCCUCGAAUUUGUUCUUGAUCAAGACAGUGCAACUGCCGCGACUAUGGGCGAGGACAUUGCAAGUCAAGCGCAAGCCCGUGGCUAUUGACCUCACCGAGGACGGCUUUUUGUUGGCAGUACUAUCAAGACCUUCGCAGGUCGAUCUCUACGAAAUACAUGGCGAGGGGGAUAAUCAGAUCAAGAAGAGGCGCACCAUCAUGCUCGUGCAUGAGGCUAGCUCAAUAGUCAUAUCACCGGAUGCACGUAUCCUCAUCACGGGAAACAAAUUUGGCAUCGAGGUAAUCGCUAUUGGGCCUGAGGUACCCGAGACGACACGACGUACGCUUUCUGGACCCGCUGGUGACGCAUUGGAGUUCUCUGACGAUGGCCGAACGCUGCUUAUCACGGGGUAUGCAAGAAAGUCGGAUGGUUCAGCCCUUUUCGUUCUUCCUGGGCUUUACGAUGGCCCACUUACCGAGGAGGGUGAGCCCAUACCACAGCCACCAGAGGCCGCGUGGACGGGCUCGGUUCUGUUCCCAGAGACUGCGAGAAUUGCACGACAAGCCACUCUGCUUCCUGACGCGGACACGGGCACGUUCAACGAACUCUUUGCUUUCAAUGCAGAGGAGGAUUCGUGGGGAAUCUAUGACAUUGCAUGCCAACGCUUCACACAGAGGAAGAUGUUUCUGCCAGAUCACGCAAGAUGGACACGCUCAGAGUUUGUGGACGAUGCUAUGCCUGCCGUAUCUCCCAACGCUGAUCUUGCAGCGGUGGCUUUGCGGAUGCGCGGGACCACCAAUAUCUGGAUUUACGAAGUACCGGGUUGGGAGUACAAGCCGAGUGAGAAGACUAAGGUGGAUGCUCCUAUUCAGCCUUGCUUUUGCAUCCCGAUCCCCAAUGACAACGCAGGUACUCUGCAGGAGAUCUGUGUGCUGAGAUGGGUGAGGUUGAAUGCAAACGUACAACGGCUUGUGGCAGUUGGCAACUCCAACGUGCUACCCGACGAAAACGAUGUACCCGGAGCACCGUUGGGCUCGAAAGGUGUUUUGAUCGUCCUUGAUUUCGACAAGACAAAACCUUUGGGACGCGCUCCACCGACGCCGUUAAAGACAGAGUACGACUUAGAUCCCCUUUGUCCAGGCGAGAUGCUUCCCGAAGGCUCUAUAGACUUUGAUCGUGAGGUUGAACUGGUGCGAACCAGGACCAUGGCGCAGCGAAGAGCUCAGGAUCGAAACAACACUGUUGCGCGAAGACCUUCAAGGAUUGGCACCACACCUGUACAACGAUCACAUACUACCGCCAAUCCGAAUGCGCCACGGCCCCGAUUACCCUCUGAUGAGUCCGAGGAGUUGACACCGGAAGAGGCACAAGCAAUGUUCGAAGCUCCCUAUGACAACCAGCAACCUCGAUCUCAGAUGUCUUUGGCUAGAGCUGCGACUGUGGCAGCGGUGUCACCCGCAAAUCGUCGGCAUUUGCGCGCAUUACCUUUCAGACCCCUGGAAUAUCGUCGUGCAGACGGCCAUCGAGAACUACCACAUGAGAGUGAUGCAGAUAACUGGGUGCCGCCUCCACCGGCGUACACAACCACUGCCGCAGCAGCAGAAAGUGUCAGCUUGAGCCAUCCGGACGCGCCUCCAGUGCCGCGACUACCUCACGCACAUACUUCGUCUUCGAUACCGCCCGUCCCCCGAUUACCAACCAACAUGUCCGCGACGAUCGACCCCUCCCAGCUUUCUCCCUCACAUCCCUACCAGCAACGUCAGCAAUCAAUAUCCUCUAUCGAUGUAUCCUCGCCACCACCCCCAGAGCCAACUCGCCGUCCCUCUCUCAUCCACCCCUCCACGUACCCCAGCCCUCAAUCCUCAGACUCAAUCCGGCGGCGAAGAUCGAGCACCCGCUCGCCACCAGAACAAAUAUCCUACACCCCGUUGUCACACACCCCACGUACAUCUAUGUCCGCAACCGCAUACCCCAACACUUCCUCCCACAUGCCUACCCGCCGUCCCACGAACGGUAGUACCACUCAACGCGUCGCACACGACAACCUCGACCUCUACGCUCCACCGUCUGUCCCCAGCUUGCCGCCUAACAUGCGCCGCGGCUCAGCGCCUAAUGUAGCUGUCCAGCGCCGACCCUUACCACCGACUAGUCCGAGGAUGAGCAUGCAGCCGUACCAGACUGCACCGAUGGCAUCGAUAGCUGUGAAUCAGCAACCGAGAAACGCACCUGCGUUACCGCCUCUUGCGCCCCCGGGCCAGCAAUUUGUCGCUGGGCAGAGGUUCCCUAUUAGUGCGCCGCCAAGGACAGACCAGGUGCACAAUCAUCCUUAUGGAAUGCAUAGGGCGAGUCAGAGUGUGGGCAACUUGAUCAGUGGGCGAAGAGGCUCAAGGGUGGACCAUGAUGGUGUGUUGGUUGGAGAGAAAGAAAAGAAGGGGAAAGGGAGGAAGAAGAUUGGGUGUGUGGUUAUGUGA